This is a messenger RNA of Jatropha curcas, 950 nucleotides long. RefSeq names its product ubiquitin-conjugating enzyme 6 (gene UBC6). NCBI's taxonomy places the organism in Eukaryota, Viridiplantae, Streptophyta, Magnoliopsida, Malpighiales, Euphorbiaceae. The record is from RefSeq and is a predicted model, not a curated record.
UGUCGGUAUUAUGUUAUCAUAUCCUGUUUUAUAUUUCUUUUUAAUGUCCAAGGACAGUUCUUGCUUGUCUCAGUUGAACAAGCAAACUUGAUCUUCUCCUUAAAAACUCGUCUUUGAAACUGUGAAAGAAGACAGCAAAGCAAAAAGAAAGGUUAAUCAUGUCCUCUCCAAGCAAACGCAGAGAGAUGGACUUGAUGAAAUUGAUGAUGAGUGACUACAAAGUUGAUAUUAUCAAUGAUGACAUGCAAGAGUUCUAUGUUCAUUUCCAUGGACCCAAUGAAAGUCCUUAUCAUGGGGGUGUGUGGAGGAUAAGAGUUGAGCUGCCUGAUGCUUAUCCAUAUAAAUCUCCAUCAAUUGGUUUUAUCAAUAAGAUAUACCACCCAAAUGUUGAUGAAAUGUCUGGCUCUGUUUGUUUAGAUGUUAUCAAUCAGACCUGGAGUCCCAUGUUUGAUUUGGUAAAUGUAUUCGAGGUAUUUCUACCACAGCUUCUUUUGUACCCUAACCCAUCUGACCCAUUAAAUGGAGAGGCUGCAGCUCUGAUGAUGCGUGACCGGACUGCUUAUGAGCAAAGAGUUAAAGAAUACUGUGAGAAAUAUGCCAAGCCAGAAGACAUAGGGGCUGCCGAAGAAGAAAAGUGUAGUGAUGAAGAAUUGACUGAAGAUGAAUACGAGUCUCACGAUGAGGAAAUGGCAGGUGAAGCAGAUCCAUAAUUAGAUUGCAGCCAAUCCUUUGAAGUGUUGUAGUAUUUGUACAUGAUGAUUAUGUGUUUAGCUUCUGUGAAAAAGAACUCCAACUGACACAAUGGAGCUGUGUAUUAUUGGGUAGGAAAAGAAAGUUAUUUUAGUUUCCUUUGUAAAUAAAUGUAUCAUUGCUUAAUGUUCCAUCCCAGUUAUUUGACAUUGUUAAUUCAUCUCCUGUGGUAUCAAGCCAUGUUUUUUUAUUUUUCUUAA